UUGCCUCUCCUCCUCCUCCUCCUCCUCUUCUCCUUCUCCUUCUCCUCCUCCUCCUCCUCCUCCUCCUCCUCCUCCUCCUCUCGCUGGUUUGGUUUCUCCGCAAGUUGAUCCCCAAACCGUAGCCAAAAUGGCGAUCUCCAAUCGGAGAUCCAAGCGUAAUGCUGCGACGCGCCACUUCUUCCUCCUCUUUAUUGGCAUCUUCGCUGCGGCAUUCUUUAUCCUCCUCCCCUCCACCACCACGACGCCGGUGGUGGUCGGUACGGAGGAGAAUUCGGCAUCGUCGUCAUCUUCGGCCUCAGAUCUGUACUUACCUAGCCUCCAUUUUGCGCGUAGAUCGGUGCUUGCCCUCCGAUCGGACCCCUUAAACGCGCGGGCGGAGCUGAUACGGAAGCAGGUCGGAGACCACGCCGCCCUUGCCUCUGCCUACGCCUCGUACGCGCGCCGUCUCAAUCUAGAGAGCUCGAAGCAGACGCGGCUCUUUGCUGAGUUAGCUCGCAACCUCUCCCUUCUCCUCUCCGCCCACCGCCCUCUCCUCGACCCCGCCGCGCCGCUCAACGAGGACUCAGUCCGGGGUUUCGAGCGCGGCGUUAAGGAACGCAUACGUGCUGCUCGCUUCCUCAUUGCCGACGCCAAGGACUUCUUCGACAACCAACUCAAGAUUCAGAAGCUGAAAGAUACCAUCUUUGCCGUCAACGAGCAGCUCUCAAAGGCUAAGAAGGCUGGUGCUUUCUCCUCCAUGAUUGCUGCGAAGUCCAUCCCCAAGAGACUCCAUUGCCUCGCCAUGCGUCUCAUGGAAGAGAGAAUUGCCCACCCUGAUCGAUACGUUGAUCCUCCUAUUCCUCCGCCCGAGCUCGAAGAUCCCAAACUCUACCAUUAUGCCAUCUUCUCAGACAAUGUCCUCGCGGCAUCUGUGGUGCUAAACUCUGCCGUCCACAACGCUCGUGAGCCUUGGAAGCAUGUCUUUCACGUUGUUACAGAUAGGAUGAACCUUGGGGCAAUGCAGGUCAUGUUUCGUUCGAAAGAUUAUGCCGGUGCCCACAUUGAAAUUGUGGCCUAUGAGGACUACAAGUUUCUCAACUCCUCUUACGUGCCUGUUCUCCGGCAGCUAGAAUCUGCUAACCUUCAGCGGUUCUAUUUCGAGAACAAGCUAGAAAAUGCCACCAAGGACACUACCAACAUGAAGUUUAGGAACCCCAAGUACCUAUCUAUGCUGAACCAUUUAAGGUUUUACUUGCCUGAGAUGUACCCAAAACUGCACAGAAUUCUGUUCUUGGAUGAUGAUAUUGUGGUGCAGCGGGAUCUCACGGCAUUGUGGAAAAUUGAUAUGGAUGGUAAGGUGAAUGGAGCAGUUGAGACAUGUUUUGGGUCUUUUCACCGUUAUGCACAGUAUAUGAAUUUCUCACACCCCUUGAUCAAGGAGAAGUUCGACCCCAAGGCAUGUGGGUGGGCAUAUGGGAUGAAUUUCUUCGAUCUUGAUGCGUGGAGGAAGGAGAAGUGCACUGAACAGUAUCAUUACUGGCAGAAUCUUAAUGAAAAUAGAACACUAUGGAAAUUAGGUACACUUCCACCAGGAUUGAUCACAUUCUACUCCACAACCAAACCCUUGGACAAAUCCUGGCAUGUGCUUGGACUAGGAUAUAAUCCAAGUAUUAGCAUGGAGGAGAUAAAUAAUGCGGCUGUCGUGCAUUUUAAUGGAAAUAUGAAACCUUGGCUGGAUAUUGCCAUGAAUCAAUUCCGGCCUUUGUGGACAAAGUAUGUGGAUUAUGAUAUGGAGCUUGUACGCCAGUGUAAUUUCGCAGCAUAAAAAGGAACUUCCAAACAAAUCUUCUGUUGCAAAACCAAAAAUGUAUGAGCAAAUUGUCACCCUUUGGUUGUCCGUAAGGUUUCUUUCUCCCUCUUAAAUUCUCUGUUUUAGAUCUUUUCAUGUAAUACUUUCGAACAUCCAUCAACAACUGAUGAUGCUGAAAGCCUCUCAUGUAUGACCAGUCUAAUGUGUCACAAAGACGUGGCAUUUGGUUAGCUAAAAAAUGAAUCAUAUUUAGUCUUGUUCUCUCUA
Zingiber officinale is the source of this 2056-nucleotide messenger RNA. RefSeq names its product galacturonosyltransferase 8-like. The transcript has 2 exons. Lineage: Eukaryota; Viridiplantae; Streptophyta; Magnoliopsida; Zingiberales; Zingiberaceae. The record is from RefSeq and is a predicted model, not a curated record. Gene Ontology annotation, molecular function: polygalacturonate 4-alpha-galacturonosyltransferase activity. Bases 128 to 1804 code for a protein of 558 amino acids.